AUGACCUCCAUCGCUAUGGCACACCCUCCUACAGCAGACGAUAUGACCUCUUCUCGUAGCAACACGCGAAGCAGAACUUCGGACAAGAGCCUAGAUCUACGUCUCACCCAGGCCGUCGCCAACCAGAAGAUCAACGAAAACAUGGAGACCGCAGAGAAGCAAUACGCUACGCAACGCAGACCUUCCGCUUCGACUUCUUACAGCUCGAGUAGCGGCAGCACUAGCACCUCAACAUCAUGGUCAUCAAGCGUCUCGCCGAAGACCAAAAGGUUGUCGCGCUCAGACGCCGAGCUGCCAGUUGUCCUACCGGUCGAGAACAACGGCGUGGUCAGGAUGGAGUCAAUCGACGAAUCGGCUUCAGGGCUUCAGAAUCAAUUCGCCGGGAGACGAGCAUCACAGCGAGACUCGGGCGAAUACUACAUAAAGCGAUAUCGGAAGCUAUCGAAGCACGCCUCGAAGUGGAGCGAAGAAUGGACCACAGAGCAUUACUAUAGGCCGCCGGGCUGUGAGGACUUUGUCGCUGUCAACCGAAGCUCAAGCAGACGUUCUAGCGAUACUUAA
Messenger RNA from Fulvia fulva, 561 nucleotides. RefSeq lists its product as uncharacterized. The coding region runs from base 1 to 561 and encodes 186 amino acids. NCBI's taxonomy places the organism in Eukaryota, Fungi, Ascomycota, Dothideomycetes, Mycosphaerellales, Mycosphaerellaceae. The transcript has 2 exons. The record is from RefSeq and is a predicted model, not a curated record.